Messenger RNA from Girardinichthys multiradiatus, 2757 nucleotides. RefSeq names its product myelin-associated glycoprotein-like. The record is from RefSeq and is a predicted model, not a curated record. NCBI's taxonomy places the organism in Eukaryota, Metazoa, Chordata, Actinopteri, Cyprinodontiformes, Goodeidae. The transcript has 19 exons. Bases 376 to 2592 code for a protein of 738 amino acids.
UUCAUCUCAAGAUGUUUUGGUUUAUCCAUUUUCUCCUCCACUUCUGUUUUUUGGGAUCACUUUACUCCGGAUCCCAAGCUUGGGAAGUCAAAAUGCCGAGGCAUAUUAAAGGAUUGUUGGGUUCCUGCCUCGUUAUUCCUUGCAGCUUUGACUAUUAUAGAGAGAGACUCACAAGUUGUGGAGUGCACUGCUCAUCACCCAGGUGGUAAAAGAGCAAAAAGUUCUGAAAUCCUAAAUGCAGAAUGCUUCUUUUUACCAUUAACUAUCAGCCCUAUAUCAAAUGAAUAUCUUGAAGGAUCUCCAAGCACUGUAAAAUGUACAGCUUCAUACAUUUGCUCCAACAAUGUACCAACUUUCACAUGGAACUAUGCUAACAUGCCAGCUACCACUGACAAAGUCUCAGGGCACCCUAUGCAGACAAUUGUUUCCACAUUGACGUUCACAUCAUCAGCCAAAGACCAUGGAAAUUAUCUGACAUGUUUUGCGAAUUUUACUAGAGGACAGACCCUAGAGAAGAGCAUCCCUAUAUUGGUAAAAAGAAACAUGCUCAAUCUGGAUUGGUCUUUCACAACUCCAAGAAGCGUAACAGGAUUAAAAGGGUCAUGUAUCAUCAUUCCUUGCAAGUUUACCUACAGUAAAACCCAGCCAGAUGGCCUCCAAGUUUCAUGGUACUUGUACCAGAGUAAUGGACGCCCAUUUGUAUUCAGCCAAAAAGAAACAAAUAUUUUAAGCAGAUAUCACGGGAUAACAAGCUUAACUGGCCCUGUGACAGAGACGAAUUGUAGUCUCAAAAUAGACAGGCUGGAGAUGUCCCACAACCAAGACCAACUUUAUCCAUGGGUUGAUAAGAACCCAAUCACCUCCUACCAUUCACAGGGAUACUCAUUUCUGGAUAAAAGCACUCAAAUUUUGGUUUUAGAUCAUGCACCAGAACCACAAAUGAGCAUCAUUGAUGUCCCUAGGGUGGGGAAUCAAAGCAGAAUUGCCUGUAAAGUGCAACAUAGAUGUUUUUCUGCUCGGCCUAAGCUGUCUCUGAGGGGUAUACCUGGAACAGACCGCUUCAUUGACUCCCUGGUGUCAGAUGGCAUCUGGGAAAGAACAAUAGAACGAACAUGGAAAGUAGAAGAAAGCCACAACCAGGUGGAGUGCACUGUGAGAUAUUCUGGUGGACAAAGUGCCAAAAGUGAGCUCCUGCUGCAUGUUGAAUGUCCAUAUGAAGAAAUCAAAAUGGUAGAACCACCAGGAGAGAUGACAGAGGGUGUGGCAAAGAGUAUAAUUUGUUCUGUGUCCUACAAGUGCAAGACAAAUCAACCAACAAUUAAAUGGAACUAUUCAGACAUGCAGAAUUUAGUAAAGCACCAAAAAAUAUCCAGUAGUACCUACACCACUGAGUCCAAUCUAACAUUCAUUGGAUCUUUGGGACACAAUGGAAAACCUCUGACCUGCAUUGCCCAGUUUGUUGUUGGAGAAACCUCAGAUUCCUCAGUUCUUCAAAUAAAAAAAUACGAGGAACCAGUUGGAGAAGAACUGAAUGAAAAAGAUACUUUCCGUGUCCUGGCUGCUGAUGUCCCUUUCAGAUUCAGUGCCCUGACUCGGUCCUGCGUGGUAAUCCCCUGCAGUUUCCAAGACAAUGAGGAUGAACUCAUGACCCGUGGUAUCUGGUACAAAAAAACUGGGGGCUUAGUGUACCACAACGCCCGGACAAAUGUUUUGGACCACUUUAAGGAUCGAACCAGAAUUAUGGGAAACCUGAAUGAAGGAGACUGCUCCCUAGAGGUUGAUGAUAUAAAACCCUUUGACAAUGGGCCUUUCUGUUUCUAUGCAGAGAAAGGACAAAACAAAUACAGAUUUAACAACAGCUGUGUUUUUAUUGUCAUGAAAGCUUCUCCAGACAAACCAGUGAUGAGCUCAGUUCCAGCUGAAGUGAAUGCUGGUUCAUCCGUAACUGUCUCCUGUUCUGUCAGUCACACAUGUUCAUCACACCCUCCAGAGUUUUCAUGGAGCGUUCCUUUUAUCAACAAUGAGCUUUCAGACACUUUGUUAUCACGAGGUGUCUGGAAGAGGACGUCCACCAUCACUUUUGUGGUUGCUGGAGGAGAUGGACUGAAAAACCUUACCUGUACCGCCGUCUUCUGGCGCGAAAAGAAACAAGGCAGCACGGUCACAUUGAUUGUACAGGGAACUCUGAAGCACCAGAUGGAGAAAUCUGUUCCUGUGGUUAUUCCUGUCUCGCUGUUAGUUGUGAUUCUGUUAACUGUUGUGUUUGGCAUUUUCUUCUGGAGGAAAAGGAAAAACACAGAUGGUCUUAGACCACCGCCCCGACCAGAGAAACGGAGAUCAAUUUGGAGCCGGUUUUCUCGAAGAACAGAGGAAGAUCGAGUAGGAUGGCGAAAUGCGAGGAAGUCAUUCUGGAAUAGAUUUUCAAGACGCCAAAACAACCUGGCUGACCUUAGUGUUAGUUAUCUAAACAACACAGAAAUGGUUGCCUGUAACAAACACUUCACCAAACAGAGUUUUCCAUCACCGAAACGUAACCAAAGGCGACCUGCUCCCCCAACACCUGAGGACAGUUAUGUGUAUGGCAACAUUUGAAUGAAACAGAUUGAGCAUCAUCUUGGAUAAGCCUUCUGUUCUUCUGCUGUCAAGUUUCUAUUCAUAGUUCACAUUUAUAAUCAUCUGUCAUUUUUUUUUCUGCUUUUCAGUUAAAUGGCAAAUUUAAACUUUUCCUUUGAGGAAGAAAUAAACAUUAUUGAAUCA